Molecule: messenger RNA, 2233 nt
Organism: Papaver somniferum (opium poppy)
Lineage: Eukaryota; Viridiplantae; Streptophyta; Magnoliopsida; Ranunculales; Papaveraceae
Product: myb family transcription factor PHL6-like
Exons: 7
Coding region: 375-1919 (514 amino acids)
Molecular function (GO): DNA binding; DNA-binding transcription factor activity
Source: RefSeq, a predicted model, not a curated record
AUUGAAUUAACAAAUAGUAUAGAGGAGAUUAUGAUGAAGAUGAACAGUUGAGUAGACUAGUAAUUGAUGCCCCCUUCGGUUAGCAUUAUUUUAAUCAAUCAUUUGUUUUGGUUUUCCUCUCUUUCUCCUCGCUCGCUCUCUCUAAUGCGGAUCUAAUCUGUACAUUUCUGUUUUAUUAUUCACGAACCCUGAAUUCUUAGUGGGAGAGAGUUUAUUAGAGAAUCUUUUAACUCAUUUUGCUGUCUUUUGUUCUUGUUUGAAGCUGGGAAUUCACAAGAAGAAGAAGAAAAGAAAUAGAAGAGAUUCUGUGGGCAUCUUUUGGUUUAGUGGAGUUGGAUUCUCAGCUGAGCUUUCGUCGUAACUAAAAGAAGAUCAUGAAUUGCCACAGUGUCAUUACUUUAAACCAAACCGAGUCUCCUAAAGGAAUGGCUUCACAAGCUUAUUGUAACAUCGCCUCCCCAAUUCCUGAUGUAUUAUUCUCCGACACCGCAAACAAAAUAACUGCAUCCCAUGUUGACUAUUCAUCCACAUUUCCUCUGUUGUAUUCUCAACCUGAAUCAGUCAGUUCCUCAAAACCCCAGAUGUCGUAUCCGUUCAAAUCAUGUAAGUUAAGUGCCCCACAUCUUGAGCCUGAUAGCUCCAUGUCCUAUGAUUCUCUAUCCCAGUAUCCAAAAAGCACAUUCUCACGGUCUUCUACUUUCUGCACCAGCUUGUAUCUGUCAUCUUCUACAAGCUCAGAGGCCCAUCUGCAGCUUGGAAACUUACCGUUCCUCCCUCAUCCCCUGAAGACUGAGAAACCUGUUUCUGAUGUUGACUCGACAAAAUCCCCAGCAGAGCAAACUCUUGACUUAAACACUCAAUUCGGCGAUGAGCAUUCUGAGUACCUCAUGGACUUUAUUAAUACCACGGGAGAAGCUUCAGAUGGUAGCUUUCAUGGUGUGAAUUAUGCAAGCGACAGUUUAACAUUCAACGAACAGUUGGACCUUCAAUUUUUGUCCGACGAGCUUGACAUGGCUAUAACAGACAGCGGAGAAACUCCAAGAGUUGAUGAAAUAUAUGAGGCGCCUAAAGUUUCUUCUUCCCCAUCGGUCGAAACGAUAAGCAACCAGAGCAAUCUUCAGCCUUUGGUUCUACCUAUUGCUGGCCAGACUCCUUCAGGUGAACCCAGUCCUGGGGCUGCAGCUGCUGCACACAAGCCAAGAAUGAGGUGGACACCUGAGCUCCAUGAACGUUUCAUAGAAGCGGUCAAAAAGCUUGAUGGUGCAGAAAAGGCAACUCCUAAGGGUAUAUUGAAACGUAUGGGUGUUGAAGGUUUGACAAUUUAUCAUGUGAAAAGCCACCUGCAGAAAUACCGACUUGCCAAAUACAUGCCAGAGAUAAAAGAAGAGAAAAAGACUUCGUCUUGUGAGGAAAAAGAAAGGAAGGCAUCAUUAAGCAGCACCGCAAGUGAUGGACUUAAAAGGGGAAUGCAUCUCACUGAUGCCCUGCGCAUGCAAAUGGAGGUUCAGAAACAACUCCAUGAACAGCUAGAGGUACAAAGGUCCCUUCAGAUACGUAUAGAGGAGCACGCAAGGUACCUACAAAAGAUUGUGGAAGAGCAAGAGAAAGUUGGGAAGGGCUUCAUGCCAUCUACAGGUUUGAAAGGGUCCUCGUCAACUGACACUCAAACACCGACAGAGGAUCCUCAUCAGCACUCCGAGCAACAAUCUGAUGCGGCUGCUGCGGUGCCUCCACACUCCGAGUCCGUAACAGAGUCAUCCUCAUCAUCUCUCCCCUCUAAGAAACAAGACUCUGAGAAUUGUAUCGAGACUGAGCAGCAAGAGAAUUUAUCAGGUCAUAAACGAGCCCGUGAAGAAGAGAGACUACCCGAGAUAUCUUCAGAGAAUGCUGCCACUGAAAACCCUGCAGACAGCCAAUAAAAGUAGAAGUAAUCUGCACAAGAAAACCAAGUAUCCAUCGUUACUCAUUUUUCUUGCUUCGGUUGCCAUUUUCCAAAUUGUUGAGCUUAUGUAAUGUAUGUACAGUUAAAAAAAAAUGAAAAAAAAAAGUAAGAGUAGAAGGUUGUUGUGUUUGUAGGAGAGAUUAGACAUCGGUUCCUGAAAGAGUGUGGGAAUAGGAGAGUCUUACGUUGUUAGUACCAUAUGUUAGAUUAGUUCGAAUGAGCGUUAGAUUGAGCUUAGGCAACUUGUUGUGGUAACCGUGAUGUAUAUAUAAAUCAUUUCUUUAGUCUUUA